Molecule: messenger RNA, 372 nt
Organism: Nicotiana attenuata
Lineage: Eukaryota; Viridiplantae; Streptophyta; Magnoliopsida; Solanales; Solanaceae
Exons: 1
Coding region: 1-372 (123 amino acids)
Source: RefSeq, a predicted model, not a curated record
AUGGAUUACAACAGCUUUACUUCACUCAGGGCAAAAGAAGGAGAGGUUCUGAAUGAUCCCACCUACUAUGGGAAACUAGUAGGAAAGGUUAACUUCCUCACAAACACUAGAUUGGAUAUAGCCUACAGUGUACAAAAUCUGAGCCAAUUCAUGGAUGACCCCAGACAACCUCACUUGAAAGCAGCUUUUCAUCUACUUAGAUAUUUGAAGGGGGACCCAACUCUGGGAAUUUUCCUGUCCAAAGAUGCAGAUUAUGCCAUUAAGGCCUACUGUGACUCCGACUGGGCAGCAUGCCCAGAUUCUCGAAAAUCUAUGAGUGGGUAUCUUGUACUUUUAGGGAGCAGCCCUGUUAGCUGGAAAUCAAAGAAGUAA